AUGCGGCACAGCAGACAUGGAGCCCGCCCCGCCGUUUCAGGCUUCCUGCUCGACGCGACGCCGCUCGAGUGGGACGAGUCUCUCGAGGUGAUCCGGUACGUGCGGGAGCACGGCAUCGCCCAGUUCAUCCACCUCUACAAUCGCAUCAAGGAUAUCGAGGGUGACCGGCUGCUCUGGGGCGACGAGACGGAGGUUGCGUCACCGUACCAGCAGAUGCAUGCAUGA
Molecule: messenger RNA, 225 nt
Organism: Emiliania huxleyi CCMP1516
Lineage: Eukaryota; Haptophyta; Isochrysidales; Noelaerhabdaceae
Product: gamma-glutamylcysteine synthetase
Exons: 2
Coding region: 1-225 (74 amino acids)
Biological process (GO): glutathione biosynthetic process
Molecular function (GO): glutamate-cysteine ligase activity
Source: RefSeq, a predicted model, not a curated record